AUGUACGCGAGCAACAAGAGCUCCGCCGACAUGUCGCACGAGCAGCGGGUCCUGCAGAUCAUGGAAGCAAGGAAACGAGCGCGAGCUGCGAACGCUGAGGACGAGCGCAGGACGGCAUCGGCAGCGCUUUAUGAGGAGGAGAACAUGAGGGAUCCCAGCAAGUUCGAGAGGGUAGAGACCUUCUCGUCUUCGAGCUCAAGCUCAGGAUCUGAGGGCGAGUCAGAGAAGUGA
Messenger RNA from Guillardia theta CCMP2712, 231 nucleotides. RefSeq lists its product as hypothetical. The transcript has 4 exons. The coding region runs from base 1 to 231 and encodes 76 amino acids. The record is from RefSeq and is a predicted model, not a curated record. NCBI's taxonomy places the organism in Eukaryota, Cryptophyceae, Pyrenomonadales, Geminigeraceae.